AUGCACGUUGCAUGUGACUGUCUCAACGUGAAGAUUCAUCUAAAAGAUGGACCUUUUGUUGCUCGCUCCGAAUGGGGUGCAUUAUUCUACGAGGGAAGCGCUGGAAUCGGAGGGCGGAAGGAAGAUUGGGGAGCAUUGAUGGAUUCCGAAGAUUAUUCCCCAGCAUUUCGUCUUGUCAUCAUGAGGAGGCGUCCCGAGGGUUUGGAUACGCACAGUGGUGACUUUCUUAGCGGAGUAGCAAGCAGCUUGGACCAAAGCACUGACAAAUAUUUGCGUCAGGAAGAAGUUAAUGUCGAAGAGCGCAUUCGACAGUAUGCCGAAAUCCAAAGAAAAUCUCUGGAAGGGAUCAAGCAGCGAGCUCAUUGUGACAAGAAACGUCUAAUCGGAUCCCUGAGGAGUGUUACCGAAGAUGAGAGCGAGUUGAUGGAAAGCACCACGACUCCAUUUGACGAACCCGUCGCUUUCGCCGUGCCUGCGAGCGAACUGACGCCGCCAAUGACUCCCAAAGACAAUAGUAAAAACGAGGAACCAGACAAGGUUGACGACCACUUGCAGCGAACUGCUGCUAUGUUCGACGAGCCGCCUGACACUUUGGGACCACUUCCCAGUCCUACUGACAUUCUGGAUCGAGGUGAAAUGCGAGGAAAAUUGCGAAGGAGGAGUUCCGGAGGCGGAUCUGCUUCUCGUCUCGGUUCCUCGCUGGACACCGAAGGUUUGUUCUUUUUCGACGGGAUGGAGGAUUCAGUGCUAGACCCAGGAACGCAAGGACUAGUUGAAGAACACAGUGAAGAUAAUACUGUGGACGAAGAUGACCUGGAGGAUGCUGAGGUGGAUGACCCGUUCCCGAGCAUCGGAGCUCAGUCACUUCCGAUAAAGAUGCCCCUCAGGGAAUUUCGGAAUCAGGUUACUGGCGCAAAGCAGCGGAAUGCCAUGGACAUGGACGCCGAAUCCCCGGGAGUGGCGCCGGAAAACAUAGCGGCGUCCAUUCAAGCCCUGGCCCGCAGCGUUCACAUGACUGAGGAAGACCAGUUUCUCAUGGACUUGCCUCGGCGCCGACUCCGUUCUUUCAAGGACUCCAUCUACGACCUGUAAGGAAGUUCAGCAGCUGCGUUCUUCUACGCUUCUUUUCCUCCAUCAUUGUUGACCUCGUGUUGUCCGUGACUUCGUACGAGGUCAUAUACACCACGUGAGAGCGUUUCUCGCGAAGAGUUAGUACAUAACGACUCAAUGACUGACGAAAGGACGAACUUAGACUAAACUGUUGAUCCGUGCUCUCUUCUCUGUCUAUUGACUCUUUUUGUGCACUAGCUGUUCUGAAGCGUGCUCCUCUGAAUAAGCACCCUUCUGAAUUUUUUUUUUUUUCAAAAUUUUUGAACAGUUAUUGGAUUUAAGGCGCUUGGGUUUCGCAGGUUUAUGGUGCUUUAGCCAUAUUGCGAUUUAUGUUGUUGCCCGUGGUUUUAAAGAGACUGGGACACAGAAAAGCGAGUCACGAAAGAGCGUGUGCAGAGAAGAGCGAGUAUUACAUGGAAGAUCAAUUUAUUUUGAUGCCUGCUCGUUCGUGCAGUGGCUCUUUCGAUACUCGCUCCCCUGAUCAGCAAGGUAUUUGAAAAUUUCAGCUUAUUUUCUGCCUUGCCUUCACCCUCUGGAAAAAAAUUCUUUUUUUUUUUCUUAAUUCGCAUG
Molecule: messenger RNA, 1680 nt
Organism: Notodromas monacha
Lineage: Eukaryota; Metazoa; Arthropoda; Ostracoda; Podocopida; Cyprididae
Source: the annotation of a GenBank genome assembly